CUUAUUCUUAAUUGCCCGCCCGCCGGCCCGCCCACUCUAAUUAGUAUUAUUCAGUUAAUUACCUCUCCAUCUCUUUCCCUAUUUUUGAUCUCCGGCAUUCAGUAAUGUGGAAUCUUCUAUUAACCGCAGCCAUAGCAGGAUCCACUGGUUUUAUAGCCAAACACGUCUUUACUAACCAUCAUUCACCAUCUGAAAAAUGCGAGCAAGAGGAAAACCUCCAAGAAUCUCCUGCUUUUGACUCUCCGCUGGUGACAAAAGAAUGUCACGGAUACGAGAGUAAUUGUGAUCAGGAAGGAAUUUUUAGGUUUUCGAGUUCUGCUUCUGGUUCCAGAGGAAAGAAUAAAAAAAAAUCGUGUUUGAAGGAGAAAUCAGGGGUUUCGUGUCGUAGAUUGAAGUUUGCGACUGAAAAUGUGAAGAGAUCUGGUGGUUUGAAAGGGACUAGUGGAAGAAAGUCGUGUGCUUGCUUGAAGAAGAAAAGAACUGAAAGCUCUUUGUUUGGUCGGGGACUUGGUGUUGGAAUCAUGUACAUGAUGUCUGCUGGGAAAGCUGAGAUCAGUAAGCUGAGCACUGCCAUGGAUGAGACGUCAAAAACCAUUCAUGAAUUAAGAACUGAACUCUAUAAAAGAAAAUCUACCCAGCUUGCUACAAGCUCAGAAAAUAUUAGUACUGAGCAAAUGCAACUAGUGGUUAAUAGAAUAAGCAUGGUGGAUAGAGCCCCCAAUGAUAUGAAAUUGUGUGGGCUUACUAUGGCUGAUGAUGUUGAAUGCCCGAGCAGUGUUCUUACUGAAGAGCCAGAGCCAGCGGUGCUUGAAAUGGAUCAACUGGAAGCAGAGUUUGAGUCUGAACUGCAAAAACUUCCCUGGUCCAGCACUGAAACUUCUGGCCAUGAAAUAACAAGGCUAAAUCUUGGCAAGGCUGAGGUUUCAUCUGAAGGAUUUUGUGAACUGGAGGGGGCGGAUGAUGUUUCUUACCAACGCGACGGGGUAUUGCCAUCUGAAUUGGAUAACAAACUUUGCCAUUUGCUUAUUGAACAACAAGAAAACCAAAUCACGGGGCUGGAAUCCGAAUUACAUUUAGCACAAUCCCAACUCCAUGAGAAGGAAGCUGAACUUCAAGCAUUGAAGGACUGUGUAAGACGCCUGACUGAAUUCUCUCUGUCAACUAUAUCAGAUGAUGAAGUUGAGGUACAACCUGAGCUAGGAUGCAACACUGAGUGGGAUAAAAAUAGCCAGGUGGGAUCCGAGUCAAGAAAAUCAGUGGUUGGGAUGAAAAGACCUAUUGACACCGCGUAGUGUGGUUGGUAUUUAAUACGAUACUUUAUCUGUAUGUGGGUAAGAAGGUAAAUUAGUAGCAGUCAUAGGAUGCCGUCUGAUUUAGUGCUAUGGGUGGGUCAACAUUAAUCGAACUUAGGGUUCUCCAUGCAUGCGCAUCCCCCACCUCUGUAUCUAGCUUGAGCAGCCCUCCAAUGUUUGUAUUGGUCUAGUAUCGGACUGCAGAAACAUGUGGUAGGAUUUUAUUUUUUUUUACUUGCAGUCUGCAUGAUUGUUUAUUUAUUUAUGUUUCUUCUAUCGUGAUAUCUUUAAUUUUAUGUCUA
Messenger RNA from Populus nigra (black poplar), 1594 nucleotides. RefSeq lists its product as uncharacterized. The transcript has 4 exons. Lineage: Eukaryota; Viridiplantae; Streptophyta; Magnoliopsida; Malpighiales; Salicaceae. Bases 105 to 1292 code for a protein of 395 amino acids. The record is from RefSeq and is a predicted model, not a curated record. Gene Ontology annotation, biological process: asymmetric cell division.